Messenger RNA from Dromaius novaehollandiae (emu), 5658 nucleotides. Its product is annotated as microsomal triglyceride transfer protein large subunit-like. The coding region runs from base 453 to 3107 and encodes 884 amino acids. Gene Ontology annotation, molecular function: lipid binding. Gene Ontology annotation, cellular component: basolateral plasma membrane; Golgi apparatus; endoplasmic reticulum. The record is from RefSeq and is a predicted model, not a curated record. The transcript is spliced from 18 exons. NCBI's taxonomy places the organism in Eukaryota, Metazoa, Chordata, Aves, Casuariiformes, Dromaiidae. Gene Ontology annotation, biological process: lipoprotein metabolic process; lipid transport.
CCCUUCCUUUCAUCGCCUUCUGGGCCAUUUCUUUUAAAGGCAACCACUUCUUUCACUUUCCCUUGGCGGAGGGGGCGGGCAGCUGGGACCAGACGGUUUGCUAAGGGACAGAGCCACUUUCUGAGCGAUCCCCUCCCACCCCAAGGAAAUUCAGCAGGCCCCGCUGCUGCCUUUUCUCCACCCAGAAAUGCUUCUGGCAGCUCUUUUUUGCAACUUUCCCCCUCGCCCGUCUUUGGCAUAAAUCAGCCGAUUCCCAACCCCUUCUGCUGGGGCUGCUGCGGGCCGGUGCAAAGGAUUAUUUGCUUUUCUGUGGGUGUGUUAACACAGGCAUAGGAAGAAGAUCGGGCGCAGUCACCUGACGCCGCACAUCUUGCCCGUUUUUGUCGUAUAAUCUCUCUCCCACCCACUUCCUUCCCCGGUUCCCGCUCUCCGCUGGCCUCUCAGCCCCCACCAUGAACCCGCAGGUGGUUUCGGGAUGCAUUUGCCUGCUUUGCCUGUCCUGGGGGAGCACAGCGCAAGGGAAUCUGCAGCCGCUUUCAUUCCAGCCCGGGAUCCUGUAUCAGUACCGCUAUUCCCUGGACGUCCAGCUAGAUUAUGUGUCCAGGCUGUCCCUGCAGGGAAGCUGGCUGAAGGCUGAAGCUUUGGUUCAGGUGCACCGACUCUGGAGGGAUCAAGCAGGGGAAGAGCUUCUCCAGGUGCAGAUCCGAGACCUAAAAGCCCAACAUGCACCAGAGCAGAAGAGGAGUCAGGACAGCGCUGGAGACCCAUCCGCGGAGAUUGCACUGAGCGAGGAGACCCAAGCAGAGCUCCAGCAGCCGGUUUUCAUCUCCUGGAACAGCGGGAAGGUCAAAGCCUUCUACGGAAAUGAAGCAGAAAGUCCCCUGAUCUCAAAUCUGAAACGAGGCCUCAUCAGUCUGCUCCAGGUCCAGCCCCAUCCUGGCACAGCAGUGGAGGAGGAUGUUUCUGGGAGCUGUCAAGUCACGUAUGCCGUUUCCAACGACUCAGCCAUAAAGACAAAAGAUCUCCUUAGCUGCACGAAGCCGAAAUUUGGGUUUUCCUCCGUAAACAAGAUUUUUGGAGUCCAGUGGCAACCCACCAGCAAAAGUCUGUACUUGGUGAAGGACAACCUCAUCCAGUCAGUGCUCGCAGAGGAAAGCCACGUUGUGUCUCUGAGCCUGAGGUCCACCACUGGUGUCAAAAUCAACUCGAGGCAACAGCUUGAGCUCGUGUCUUCUUCCACGCCGGGUCCAGCAGAGGUGCCCGGACAAAACCUCGAGGACGCGCUGGCUGGCACGGAGGGAGAGCACCGGCCCCUGGGCAUGGCCUGCCUGCACUACCGGAGGGUCUGCACCCACUGCCCUUCGCUCAAAACCUAUCUGAAGACUUUUGACAGCCAGAAGGUCAAAAUGGACAUCGCCAAGGUGUCAACAACGUGGCAGUUCCAUAGGUUCAUCCACAUGCUGCACGGAGCAAAGAAGAAAGAUAUCCUGCAGCUGCUGAGGAAAGCUCCGAGGGAGAUGGUCCCCUUCUUCGUCGAGGCAGCAGUGGCCGCCCAGUCAGCGGCAUCCUUGGCAGCUCUCUCCAGCUUUCUGGAUUUCGGCAAGACCCCCAGGUCUCUGCUGGAGAAGUUUCUCUACGCGGCGGCCUUCUCCCCCCGGCCUUCAAAGGAGCUUCUCAGCCUGGUGUUAGACAAGCUCCGAGGGAAGCGGUUAGCACUGGAGGUCCGGGAGACAGGGAUAAUUGUCAUAGGCUCUCUCGUUAGCAAAUUGUGCCGGCAGAAGCUGUGCGGAUCACAGGAGGUGGAGCGCGGAGCAGAAACCAUCCUGCAGGGACUAGGGAACGCCAAGGAGGAGUCAGAGGUGGUUCUUCACCUGAUGGCCCUGAGGAACGCCUUGCUGCCCGAAAGCAUCCCUACCCUCCUGCGUUACACCGAGGAAGGCCCCGCUGCGGUCACGGCUGCAGCAGUCGCUGCCCUGCAGAGGUUCCCCACACAACACGUCUCCAGCGAGGUGAAGAGAGCAAUGAGGAGGAUUUUCCACGAGAAGAGGAAGAGCUAUGAAAAAACAUGCCGCCUGGCUGCUGCAGAAAUCCUCUUAGACCACGAGCCUUUGCCCAUGGAUGUCAUCAACAUCCUACUGGCCACCACGGAGAUGGAAACAGAACUGGCAACGCUUCUGCGGCUGAAGAUCCAGAACAGUUUGCGUGCUGAACACCACCCAGCAAGGGAGAUAGUGAAGGAAGUCAUGAGAGACCCACGGAUAAAUAACUACAACUACUUCUCGAAAGCUGGCGUCUCCUCUGCCUUCUCAGGACCCCUGACAGUCACCCAGGACCUGCUUUCCACCUUCGGGCUGGAGCUGCUGUUCACGGAGGGUGGAUUCCUGAGGAAGUGCCUCUCCGACUUCUCGCUGCUCGGCCGCGGCCAUCGGCUUCACCUGGCUCAGGUCGCUCUUGAAGCACGAGGGAUGGAGUCUAUGCUGGGAGAAAACACCCUGGAAGAAGAGGAGCUCAUGGCUGGGAUGUCUGCCACUUUCUUCGACGUUCAGUUUCGGCCAGUCGUGUUCUUCCAGGGAUAUGCAGACUUGAUGGCCAAGGUCCUCUCAAGCAGUGGAGGACCCACAAGGCUGGUCAGAGGGAAUCUCCUGCUGGUGGACCAUCACCAGGUCAUCCCGCUACAGUCUGGUCUACAAGUGGUGGUCAAACUCCAGGGUGGGCUUGGACUUGACAUCUCAGCCGACAUGGACGUGAGCGUAUGGGAGCAGGAACUGAAAAGCAGCAUCAGCACGAGGGGAAGUCUAGCCAUCGAUUUCCAGACAGAAGUGGACGCCCCUUUCUUCCAAGCCACCAUGAGAAGCCAGACUGAGGUGGAGACCUCGAUCCACUUUGACACGGUCCUGCGGUUUUCUGAGCGCCCUGUGCUGGUGUGUCUGCAGCUGAGAGAGGACCAGGUCCCAUACAGAGAGAUCUUCACUGUUUCCAAGUCCGCUGGGAGCCAAGUCAGCACUAGGCGAAAAGGCCGGCGGGGCACCGUGCCUGGGCGGGAGUUUGCCCUGCACAGAGCCAACUCCGAGGUGUGCAACCUCCUGCUGACGGCGGACGAAAAAUAGGGGAAUCGGCGCGCUUCAGGCCUGGGUUACAGCUCCCCUCCUGCCGCGCGUCCCCGCUCUUCAGCGUGAGCUGCCGAGGGCCCUGCUGCAUUCCUACACAGCCAUCUUUCACUGACAAUAGUAAAAAAAAAAACAAAAAAAAAAAAGGAAAAUGCUGAAACUAGGGCGUAAGAAGAGUCCAUGAGAGAAACCGCUACCAAACAGCAAGGAGCACCCCACUGCUCUGGGCCAGGGCUUGAGGAUCUAGGCCUGCCCCAAGACCCCAUAGGUUCGUCAGCCUGAACUCUUCCUCUUCACGGAGAAGGGCUGUCUGGAAGUCCAAAUGGUCUUGUUUAAAAGCAACAACAAAAAACCCUGCCUUUUGUAAAUGAAUGAGUUUCAGAGAGCCCAAGAGCGCGUUCUGCAAGCUGGUACCCCAAGCACUGCCUUAUUUCCUCCCCGCUUGUCAAAGCGGUCAGGAGGGAGCACAUCUGCAGCUGGCAGGGAAAGGUUCCCCAGGGAGAAGGUGAAUCCCCCCUCCUUUAAUGCAUGGUUUUGUGGCUGCCAGAGUCCGGGGAGGUGGAAAUUUUCAUUUCUGGAGGAGGUGCAGGUUUCUUGUUUUUGUGUUUUAAUGCAACCACAGAGACGUUCGCCCCAGAACAAUCCUCAGGGAGAGGGAUAGAGCAGCAAGACAAAAUGCUGCAUAACCUGUUGGCAAUUACAGUAUGUUCUUUCCAGCAUAAUUGAAGGUGUUUGCAUUUAUUUGCACAAGAAGGCAACUCAGCCCCCUCACAGCUUGUUGCCACCGUCUUAUUCCCGCGGGCGAUUUGCACUCUGUUGCCAGGGAUAUGGCAGAUGUCACGUCAGGCAGCAAGGAUGAGGCCGGGAGGGGAACAGCUCACGUUUCAGAGAGGUCAGAGUCACACUUGGUGCAAGGAGAAGCAGCAAGGCAGAGGAACGCGGCCCACAGCGCUCAGGAAAAGUUGGACAAAAAGGACUGAAAACGAAAGCAAGGUUAAAACGGAGCAGGGGAAAGUCUACCCUGUGGCAAGAGACCGUCCUUAAGAGCACGGAGCAGCAGUCUCGAUCCUCCUUUUAAAAAAAGCAAGAACUGUAGCGAAGAUGGGGCUAAAAGUGGGAAAAGAUGCUGAAGACCCACCAGCUGCUGCUGAAGGGUGGAAGGAGACAGUCUGGAGUGGGGACUGGCUGAAGGAAAAGGGAAGAGACACCGAUGCACCCAAGGCAUUAAACCAUCCCAUCACACCUCCGCAUACCUUCUCCUAAUGCUGAUCCUCGGAGACUGCUUCUGGCUCCUGUUCCGGUGCCUGCGCUUGCAUUUUUUCCCCCUACAUUUUGCCCCCCUAAGAAAGGCUAAGGAAGGGCUACAAGGACCAGCUGAGGUCAUGAAAAACACCAUGCAAUGAAAAACUGCAAGAGCACAAACAUUUUAGUUUGCAAGGACUGGACUUAAAAGGUGUCUUGAUUAUUGGGACUCUCAGCAUGGGGUGAAGACACUGGAAGUAGAGAAAUCACUAUUGUAACAGAGGUAGCACACAGAGCUGGAUCUGAACUCAGCAGCGCUCAGUCGGGAAACAACACUAUUUCAAACCGUGGGCCCAGGCUGCCAAGACGUUUGGAAAACUCUGCAUCCCUUGGGUAUUUUUUUCUGAGUUGUUGUUAGCUCAGUCCACAUCACCAGGGCCAAAUGCAGGUAUCAGUUGCUGUGGGGGGCAAAACAUCGUGCUGGACUGAAGUGAUCCUUUCUGGAUUUAAGAAUCUGUCAAGGCAAGUUUGGCCAAGGUAGUACAAGGCCGUUACUUCAGGUAAUCAUCCUUCAGCGCGGACAUUAGUCAACCAAAACUGGAAAAGCUAAAGUGAGGGGCUCACACCUCCACCCCCUCCCUUUUUGCUCUUCACAGAAGCCAGUAAAUCUUAGUAGACAUAUAUAUUUUGCUUAUGCGUACAGAUUUAAAAUUCAUAUACUGAGGGACGGCUUCUGCCUAGAGGCUCCUCUUCUUUUUGAUCCAAAGUUUACAUAUUAAAGGAGAAGCCUCUGGUCUCUCUUAUCGCCUGAACAGCAGUUCCCCUUCUCUUUCAAAGGAGGCAGCGGUUGCAGAUAAGAUCGCCUCAACCCUGCGUGCAGAAGGCAGCGUUCCACCAACAAAGAGAUACAGCAGCUCCCCGUUCCUGCUUGUAUUUGGGCACUUUUGGUGACAACUUAUGAAAAUUACAAUUAACUCCAAGUAAAUAUUGUUCUGCUGUUUUGAAUUCUCCUCUCAAAUCGGACUUUUAUCGGCCACAAAAGCCGAACGUCCCUUCAGCACCGGAGGGAGGCUUGCAAGGAAAAGCUGUAUUUUUUCAUCCCUUUCUGAUAACAGUGCCUUUGAAAUAUUUCUAUUUUUUUUGUAUUAGAAAACAUGCUUUUUAUAAAUAUUGUCAAAAUUGUGAACAUGAUGCAAAUGCAGCACAGGGUCUCCUGAUUUUUGGAGAGGAAACUUGGUUGCUUUUUCAUCUGGAGACGCUAAUUCUGAGUGUUUUGAUUACGUGCAGAAAUAAAUGAGAUGUAUUUUUA